UAAUCGUCUAUCGGCUAUCGUUACACGUCAAUUUUUUUUAUAAAAAUUGUCUGUGAAAGACUCGACAUUCUAGAUCCUUAUCCGAUUGCUUUAGAUCCUCGCCCCCAAUUUACUUAAGGAUCUUUGAUUGUGACACGCAACAUGGGAUUAACAAUUUCCAGCCUGUUGACACGCCUCUUCGGCAAAAAACAAAUGCGCAUUCUGAUGGUGGGCUUGGACGCCGCCGGCAAAACAACUAUCCUGUACAAACUGAAGCUGGGCGAAAUUAUCCAAUCAAUUCCGACAAUUGGUUUCAAUGUGGAGACUGUCGAAUACAAAAAUAUAUGCUUUACGGUGUGGGACGUCGGCGGCCAGGACAAAAUUCGCCCGCUCUGGCGCCAUUAUUUCCAAAACACGCAAGGCCUGAUUUUUGUGGUCGAUUCCAAUGAUCGUGACCGUAUCACUGAGGCUGAAAAGGAACUACAAAACAUGCUUCAAGAGGAUGAGCUACGGGAUGCCGUGCUCUUGGUUCUUGCAAACAAACAGGAUCUGCCCGAUGCCAUGAGUGCCGCCGAUCUAACUGAUAAGCUUCGCCUCAAUCAAUUGAGGAAUCGCCACUGGUUCAUCCAAGCAACUUGUGCAACCCGGGGACACGGCUUAUACGAAGGCUUAGACUGGCUAUCCGCUGAAUUGGCCAAAAAAUGAUAAACGAAAUGGCGAUGCUUUCCAACUGAACGUUAGGAAUUCGUUUUGUGCAACAUUGAAUACAAUUACUAUUGAUUAGACUCUAAAUAAAUAUGUCUACAUUAAGUCGGAUUAACUGAGAAAAUAACCAAAAAAAAAAAAAACAACAAAAAACACACAAAAGAGGAUAAAAAUGAAUGAAAAUCAUAUUUUAUAUCGCAUUUCGGCUGCGCCGCAAUAGUUCCCUUCUUGCUGCUGCUGCCGGAGCAAGCCUUCUUAGCGCAUUCAUAUUUAUAACUCGAUAUAUUUAUACCUUGAAACCAGAUUAAACAUCAGUGUUCUGCUAGCAGCAUGCCCUAAAUUAAAGUCAAAACUACAAAUUA
Scaptodrosophila lebanonensis is the source of this 1046-nucleotide messenger RNA. RefSeq names its product ADP-ribosylation factor 2 (gene Arf102F). Gene Ontology annotation, cellular component: plasma membrane; cytoplasm. Gene Ontology annotation, molecular function: GTP binding; GTPase activity. Gene Ontology annotation, biological process: vesicle-mediated transport; intracellular protein transport. The transcript has 4 exons. NCBI's taxonomy places the organism in Eukaryota, Metazoa, Arthropoda, Insecta, Diptera, Drosophilidae. Bases 142 to 684 code for a protein of 180 amino acids. The record is from RefSeq and is a predicted model, not a curated record.